AUGGACUGGUUUCACUGUAACAACUGCUUUUUGAGGCGAGGCAAUAAGUUUGUAGUGUCGAGCUGUGGCCAUGUACUUUGUGAGAGCUGCAUCAAACCAAAUCACUGCUGUGUGUGUCAGUCCAGCUGCAGCUACCUGCCUAUCUCUAACCAGAUGAAACCGAAGGAGCAGAUGUUCUUCAGAGACCCAAUAAACAUCAUUCAUACCCAACUGGAGCAUAUUGCACAGAUUGCAACAUUCCAGAGAAAACAGAAAGAGCGAGUCAUAGCCUUCCACAAACACAAAUGUAUGGAGAUGGAAAGAAAACUAAAGGAAGUCAAUGAACAGUGCCACAGGCAGGUGUCAGAGCUCAGGAAAGAGAAUGCUGAACUUAAGAAGCCUCUUUCCCAAAGGAGGGUAUCUCCUGGAACGUUUAAGGCUAAUGGGAUUCCAAGAAUGACAUUACCAGUGGCUGUCACAUCUCCAGUCACUCCCCGCUCCAGGACUGUAAGUCACUCAGGUUCUGGUGAUACCAUGGAAAGGUUUCGACACUUCAGACACAGCAUGGCAUCUCCACUGGAUUCAGCCACCCCUGUAUCCUCCCUGAGUUCACUGAAUGAGCAUGGAUUUAGAACACCCACCUCUGUUAACACUCCAGUGAGGUCAGACCAUGUAACUCCAAACGUUUUUCAGUUCCCGUUGUUGCCUGGGGCAACAUUUCAAUCUCCCCAGCCAUGGAAUGUAUAA
Molecule: messenger RNA, 726 nt
Organism: Neoarius graeffei (lesser salmon catfish)
Lineage: Eukaryota; Metazoa; Chordata; Actinopteri; Siluriformes; Ariidae
Product: RING finger protein 212B-like
Exons: 12
Coding region: 1-726 (241 amino acids)
Biological process (GO): homologous chromosome pairing at meiosis; protein sumoylation; reciprocal meiotic recombination
Cellular component (GO): synaptonemal complex
Molecular function (GO): SUMO transferase activity
Source: RefSeq, a predicted model, not a curated record